CUAGAAAAUUUCUAUUUAAAAAAACAAAAAAAGAAAGAAACGCACGGUGCGUUUCGGAAGCAACUGCAGAAGAAGAGGAGCUUCCUCUUUUUCCUCAGCGAGUAGCGUAAAGCUGCUAGGGUUUUGGUGUUAGGCUUACAGUUACAGACUUACAGAUUACAGUUAAAAUUCCUUGCAUCAGACUACUCAAACCUUCAAGGGAAUACGCAGCAUUCUCGAGUCUCAACAGCAAGUAUUUCUUCUAUAUGCUCUUCCUCCUCCUGGACUGUCUUCGUUCCAGCUUCUCAGUCCUCCGAGCUUCAUCUGCUUCGCAAAUUUCUUGUAUCUUCAGAUCGUUUAACUUUUCGGGACUGUGCUGAAGAAUUUGAAGACUUCCAACAUGCUUGUUUGUAAUCCUGCUAAUAAGCUAUCUUUUAAUCGAUUCAUUAGCAAUGGCGAUUUGGUUAUUGUUUAUGAGAGGCAUGACAGCAUGAAGCCAGUAACGGUGUCUGAAAACUCUGUCCUCCAGAAUCGUUUUGGAGUUUUCAAGCAUUCUGACUGGAUAGGAAAGCCAUUUGGUUCCAAGGUGUUCAGCAAUAAGGGUGGUUUUGUAUACUUGUUGGCUCCUACUCCAGAGUUAUGGACUCUUGUAUUAAGCCAUCGGACUCAGAUUCUCUAUAUUGCUGAUAUUAGCUUUGUAAUCAUGUACCUGGAGAUUGUUCCUGGUUGCUUGGUGAUGGAAUCUGGAACUGGAAGUGGGUCUUUGACCACGUCUCUUGCAAGGGCUGUUGCUCCUACGGGACAUGUCCAUACGUUUGAUUUCCAUGAACAAAGAGCUGCAUCAGCUAGGGAAGAUUUUGAGAGGACGGGACUAAGCAGCUUGAUCAGUGUGAAUGUGAGACAUAUCCAGGGUGAGGGAUUUCCUGAUGAAUUUGCUGGUUUAGCUGAUGCUGUAUUUCUUGAUCUACCCCCCUGGCUAGCCAUUCCUUCAGCUGCAAAAAUGUUAAAAGAUGGAACUUUGUGCUCAUUCUCUCCAUGCAUUGAACAAGUACAACGAUCAUGUGAAGCACUCCAAACCAGCUUCACAGAUAUAAGGACAUUUGAGGUGCUCCUGCGAACAUAUGAAGUUCGAGAAGAGAGAAUGGAUGGGAUUGUAGGGGAAGGGAAUGCUGCUAAUGGUUCUCUUCCCUGCAAGAGAAGGCAAUGUUCUGAUGGAAGCAAUGUGCUUAGCAGUAGCAGUAGUGUUUCUACUGUUAUGGCUAGACCUAAUGGUGAAGCAAGAGGUCAUACAGGCUAUUUGACAUUUGCAAGACUCAAAUGCCUCUCAUGAGCGGUGGUAGUGCACUUGUUUCCUUCCAAUUUUGUGACAGAUAUAAAGCUCUGUAUUUAAUUUUAGCCUCAGGUAACAAUUCUUUGUUCAAUCUAAUGCUUUUCUCGUAGGAGAAAAUUCUGAUAGAUGCUUCUUGGCUUCAACCUGCUUCAAAAUUAGUGCAAUAACUAGAAGUGAAAAUUGGUUUUCCAUAUGUCAAACCCAUUUAGUUAGGUUCGGUUGUUAAUUUGAGUAUUUUUGUUGAUUGAAUUAUGCAUUAAUGA
This is a messenger RNA of Prosopis cineraria, 1572 nucleotides long. RefSeq lists its product as uncharacterized. The record is from RefSeq and is a predicted model, not a curated record. Gene Ontology annotation, cellular component: tRNA (m1A) methyltransferase complex; nucleus. NCBI's taxonomy places the organism in Eukaryota, Viridiplantae, Streptophyta, Magnoliopsida, Fabales, Fabaceae. Gene Ontology annotation, biological process: tRNA methylation.